Molecule: messenger RNA, 1367 nt
Organism: Callithrix jacchus (white-tufted-ear marmoset)
Lineage: Eukaryota; Metazoa; Chordata; Mammalia; Primates; Cebidae
Source: RefSeq, a predicted model, not a curated record
ACUCAGGUGUAGUAGACUCACGCAUAUACUGUCUGUUACUGAUGUUUUACCUUUCGUCUGUGGGAAUUUCCCACAAUAUGGGAAAAUGCAGGAGCUUUUUUUACCAGUUCCACCGCAGGCCCCGGCAGCAGUGGCAACCCCAAUGGUCUCCUCUUGUUCCUUCGAACUUUUUGGCUGGCCGGGUUCACCCUGCAGCUCCUGCGUGUGUGCCUCAACGGGAAACCCGAUACCCUGCUCGAUUUUUGAGUCACCACCGAGGUCUUCAGCCCCGUUUUGCAUCCGGAAGGAAUUUCACCCCAACCUCGAGCGCCCUACGGCGGGCCCUACCUCCUGCGGUGUGGAGGCCCCCCUCAAGGAAGAAAGUCGUGCUGUCUGCAAGGCACUUGGCCCACGGAAGCCCCGUGAGGCUGCCUUCGCUACAAAUGCUGGCCCUGAUGGAGGUGACAGCAGAAGAGCCGGAAGAACCAAUGGAGGCGACAGCAGAAGAGCCGGAAGAACCAAUGGAAGAACCAAUGGACGAUGAGGUAGAGACCCAGGGGCAGGAGGAGGAGAAAGGGGGCCCCCGUAGCAAUGAACCAACAGCAUCUACCUCGAGGCCCCUGGAGACUCAGGGAAACCUCGCUUCCCUCGACUGCAGUCCCAGGGCCUUAAAGGGAAGUGUCCAAUCCAAGGCCCAUGGAGUGCCCAGCGCACACAGCCCUGCAGGAGGCGUCCUUCCCUUUGGGAAGCCUGACCCAGCUCCAGCAGUGCUCCCUGGCCCAGUUCCUGACUGCUCCCAUUGGCCAGAGAAGGUGGCCUCUCAGGUGCUGGAGAAAGAGCAGCUACCCAGCUCCUCAGGCUUGCAGAUCCCGGGGAAGGAAACCCAGCGCAAGGAUCCUGCGGCUCCAGUAGUAGGCAGCCCCCCUCCACCUAGAGCUGCCAGCCAAGCAAAACGGUCAGGGCAACCCCAGCAGCUGCCACUGGUCCCUGCCGAGCAAUGGAGGUGGGGCAGAGACGAGGGGCCCUCACCCGCUAAACGUCCCCGCCUAUCCUUGGAAGGAUUCACAAACAACAUGGGGGCGAUAGGUAGCAAUGCAUGGCUGAGGAGACUGAAAAAGCGACGUGGGAGGAUAAACAACGUAUAGUAAACAGCAGUGCCAGCCAGCCCAUCUCCCCACCUCCCCACCUCACCCACCUCCCUGCCCCAGGCCACCUACAUGUCAGGUUCCAGCUCCUCCUCUUACCUCUGACUUGGCCCACGGCUGCUGGGCCCCUCAUCCUGCCCGUCCCCACCAGCUUCCCCGGCUCCUCUGGCCUCCACGCUGUCACCAGGCCCGACGACCUCCUCAGAGCCUUUUGGAUCACACUCAACCCUGAGUGCCGCCAGG